AUGGGCCUCCUCUCCACCUCCAUCGAGACGCUUUCGUCGCGCUCGCGUCGGUCUUCCGCCGCCCCGCCCCCCAAGGACCUGUCUGAGGAGGACGGUCGCGACGCCGACAUGAGCACCCUCGACAAGGACGAGGGAAACAUUCUCCUCAGCCUGAUUUCUCAGCUUCGUCCCGGAAUGGACUUGACCAAGAUUGCGCUGCCAACCUUUGUUCUUGAGCCCCGCUCGCUGCUGGAGCGCAUCACCGACUUUUUCAGCCACCCCGACCUCAUCUUUGGGGCCGGCAAUGACCCCGACGCGCGCCAACGCUUCAUGAGCGUUCUGACGUUCUACCUGUCGGGAUGGCACAUCAAGCCGCGUGGUGUCAAGAAGCCUUACAACCCGAUUCUCAACGAGUUUUUCCGUUGCGCAUACUACUAUCCGGACGGCAGCUCUGGCUACUAUGUGGCUGAGCAGGUGUCACACCACCCGCCAAUCUCGGCUUUCUUCUACGUGUCGCCCAAGAAUGGCAUCCUCAUUACCGGAGAGCUCAAGCCAAAGUCCAAGUUCCUUGGUAACUCGGCGGCGACGAUCAUGGAGGGUGAGGACCGUGUCCGCUUCCUCCAGCGUCCCGAGGACGGCGAGUACAGCAUCACCAUGCCCAACACGUACGCACGCGGUAUCCUCUUUGGCAAGAUGAUUCUCGAGCUUGGCGACCUUUCCACUGUCAAGAAUGACCAGACCGACUAUUCAUGCGAUGUCGACUUCAAGACCAAGGGCUGGAUUUCGGGUGGCUACAACCUUAUCGGAGGCCGCGUCAAGGGCCCCGGUGGCCGCGACCUCGGCGAGCUCUCGGGCAUGUGGAGUGGCGUCAUGGACUUUGCCGACAAGGACACGAGCAAGAAGGCGGCGAUCUUUGACGCUCACAACUCCAAGACUGCCCCCAAGUCGGUGUUGCCAGAGGAGGAGCAGGAGGUGAACGAGAGCAGGAGGCUCUGGAGCAAGCUCACGGCGGCGAUCAAGCUGUCGGACAUGGUAGCGGCACAAGAGGCCAAGUCGGAGGUCGAGGAGCACCAGCGCACCCUUCGCUCGGAGCGCGAGGCCACGGGCGAGCCUGCACCGGGCCCGCACUACUUCCGACCUGUCGGCGAGAAGUGGAUGCCUCAACUGGACCUGGAUGCGCUGCCCAAGGACGUCGACGAGCUCGAGGCGGUCGUGACCAAGUUCAUCUUUGGAGACAAGGUCCCCGGCCCAUCGACCGACGGCUCUGGAACCCCGAUGCGUUGCGGCCCCAACGCCCACCACCACCGCUCUCACGGUCACAAGACCAAGACUUCGAACGGCACCACAUCGCCGGAAUCUGCUGCGUCCCCUCCAAUCAGCCGGUAG
Molecule: messenger RNA, 1365 nt
Organism: Apiotrichum porosum
Lineage: Eukaryota; Fungi; Basidiomycota; Tremellomycetes; Trichosporonales; Trichosporonaceae
Exons: 6
Coding region: 1-1365 (454 amino acids)
Cellular component (GO): intracellular membrane-bounded organelle; cytosol; cortical endoplasmic reticulum
Molecular function (GO): sterol binding
Source: RefSeq, a predicted model, not a curated record